Molecule: messenger RNA, 801 nt
Organism: Penicillium arizonense
Lineage: Eukaryota; Fungi; Ascomycota; Eurotiomycetes; Eurotiales; Aspergillaceae
Exons: 3
Coding region: 1-801 (266 amino acids)
Source: RefSeq, a predicted model, not a curated record
AUGUAUCCCGUCGGGCCGGUUCGACAUGUCCCAAACGCAAACGUGGAUUUGAUCCGCAAUAUGAUUCCCGGCAUGCGCUCUUGGCUGCUUGGGAAUACUUUAGGCGACCCUGCUCAUGGAGUCAUUGAGCUAAAAGUGAACCACAUGGAUCAGUCCACCGCGGAACUCCGGAGACUUGUUCAUCAAGGAUGCGCCGACUAUGCUAUCAUUCGAACUACGAAGGAGACGAAAACGCCAUAUAACUAUGCUGGAGCUACCUACACGGCUCUUCUCACAGAAAACACACAGAGUAAACGGAUGAUCGGCCAGCUUAGAUUGGAGAUCGGACAGACUGUGUGGGUCGAAGCGCCGGCUGUCGUCAGUGCCGGUUUCGUGUUACUUAUUAUAAAGCCCGCCACAUCCCUUUCUCUAGACCAUGGAGUAACUUUUGAACGAAUGGCAAGGCUUGAGGCCGAAAAUGCGCGCCUACAACGGCAAAUGGCUCUCUCUAGGGAGAUCAUGGAAAAAUCAAAGAUUAACUAUGUUUGCCCAUCCCGCGAGUGCUAUGAAGGCUUCAACGACAUGAAGGCAUUGAAAAACCAUUGGAAGAAGUGCCAGAUAAAGCACGGCUACGAAGAUCCUCACGUUAGGUUUCUCGAACGGUCCAAAGAUCACCCCGCAUUUUUCGCUGCCUAUCAGAGUGGCCUAGAAUCUGACCUUCCUUCCUACCAGAUGUGCAAGGCCGUCAUGCAUAACACGAACCUCGCGAAUGCUAGUUCUACACCACUACGUGCCACCAAGGGGAUGUUCUUGAUGGGAUAG